This is a messenger RNA of Fomitiporia mediterranea MF3/22, 1102 nucleotides long. RefSeq lists its product as uncharacterized. The record is from RefSeq and is a predicted model, not a curated record. The transcript is spliced from 3 exons. The coding region runs from base 83 to 331 and encodes 82 amino acids. NCBI's taxonomy places the organism in Eukaryota, Fungi, Basidiomycota, Agaricomycetes, Hymenochaetales, Hymenochaetaceae.
CUGAACUCGACAGCGCUUUUGAAAGGUAUUUGACAAUGUCUGUCACCAAUCUGCUAUCGUAAAUGUCUUGCCUUGUUCGAUCAUGGUGACACAAUCCUUGGAGGCUCGUGACGUCGAGCUGCUCUUUGAAAUGCAAAAUGACGAACUCAGGCGAAUCCGAAGAUCCUCGGGAAAAAUACCAUGCUAUGUCCUGUGGCGUCGUGCUAGAUUGGCUCAAGCAAGUCUGCCAUCCUCGCAAGCUUCUGCAUUUGUAUUAGAUCCAAUACAAAUUGCAAGGAGACGACCGCGUUCGCGCAACCCAUGCGCAUGUGUUGGGUGUGAAGAGACGUAACAGGGGAAGGUUCCCGGCGACGUACCUCGCAGGUGACGAACGCUAGUUUGCCUCGGCCAGAUCUAGAGUCGCCUGCUCGAUCUUAGCGAUUUAUGUCAACACCAGGCAUUAGGACCGGGUAAGCGCCCGACCAGAACGUUCCUCAAAUGGACAGGCUGGAAGGUAAUAUUUUAUUCAAAAUUAAUAUUCGAGCAGAUAUUCGAUAUUGGGUGAGAAAGUAUUGACCCCCGGGCUGCAUCACUAUCAGUCCUGAAAAAAAUCUGACGGGAUAGCAUACCCUCCGGCUUCUCAUAUGCUCGGCGGAGCAGACUGGAGGCAAAGUCUUUCCACUUUGUAGCACAACCGGGCUGCGGGGCACUGCGGAUAGGCGGCGUAUUUAAUGAGUAGAUUGGAGUUCCUGCCAUCCGGAAACUGGGACGAGGAAGAAGCCAAUAAAUAUGGGCCGUAAGGAGGGGGACUUCGUGCGGCGUUGAUCUGAUGCAGUUCCGAAUAUGGAUUGAUGACGAACGGAACUGUCGAGCAAUCACCCAUUUAGAGCUGCUCGCCCGUUGGCUUGGGUCCCCUUUGAGUCCUUCGCGGAGGAGGCAUAUGCGGGACUUGUCUUCUGUCUUGUUAAAUCUUCCUCUUCUUCUUCUUACGGCCACGUUCUCUCGCAUUCAUCACGCACUCGCUCGUUCUUUCCCGGUUCUUCUGCGCGGACAAAUCACGCUUCUCAAGGAUUGUCCGAGCUUUUUAUCCCCCUACUCUCUCUCCUUCAUUUUUUCACCCUCC